Puccinia triticina is the source of this 1182-nucleotide messenger RNA. RefSeq lists its product as uncharacterized. The record is from RefSeq and is a predicted model, not a curated record. The coding region runs from base 1 to 1182 and encodes 393 amino acids. Gene Ontology annotation, biological process: fatty acid metabolic process. NCBI's taxonomy places the organism in Eukaryota, Fungi, Basidiomycota, Pucciniomycetes, Pucciniales, Pucciniaceae. Gene Ontology annotation, molecular function: trans-2-enoyl-CoA reductase (NADPH) activity. Gene Ontology annotation, cellular component: mitochondrion. The transcript has 8 exons.
AUGAGACCAAGUAAUAGCUCAACUGAACAAUCAGCUGGACAGAUGGAAUUCAAACAAAAUCUACUCCGGACCAUCAUAAAACCAUCCCACAACAGAUUCGCGAGGCCAGCAGCAGCAGCAUCCCAUCAUACGCUGGCCAAGGCUAUCACUUACACCCAGAAUGGCGAUCCAACCAAAGUACUGGUCCUGAAGAAAUUCACACUGGGGCCUCCGAAGGGAAACGAAUUGGGAUUGAGAUUCAGAUUGUCUACUCUGAACACUAUUCAAGGGCGAUAUCCAUGGAAGCCCGAGAUAAGAAAGGAUCUGAUCAAAGACGAGCAGUUCUAUGUCGCCGGGAAUGAAGGCUUGGCUGAGGUGGUUAGCUUGGGAGCCGAGGUAGAUCCAAAGCAUUGGAAAAUUGGCGACUGGGUCCUCAUGGGAAAACCGCAACUAGGAACAUGGCAAUCGCACACAAAUCUUGCGGCCGAAGAUGUGAUUAAGCUGCCGAAUUCAGAGCGUCUGAGCGAAACUCAAGCGGCAACGAUGUCCGUCAACAUGUCAACGGCCUACCGCAUGAUCAAAGACUAUCUCCCUCAACCAUCAUCACCAGAUACCUGGAUCAUUCAGAAUGGAGCCAACUCGAGUGUCGGUCAAUACUUGCUUCAGCUUUGUAAAGCGUGGGAUUUAGGAUGCAUCGGCCUGAUCAGAGACAGACCGAACGUUGAAGACCUCAAGCGGUAUUUAACUCGUCUGGGAUCGGAUAACAAAACAACGAUCAUGACUUAUGAAGAGCUGACCGAGCGGCCGAAACCAAGCAAGCCGAUCACCUUGGGUCUCAAUUGUGUCAGUGGGAAUGCCGAAACAGUUGGGAUGAUGAAAUGGAUGUUGAGUGGGAGUCGAUUAAUCACCUAUGGAGGGAUGUCGAUGAAACCGUUGGUCGUACCCACCUCACUCCUGAUCUUUCGGAACCUCAAGCUGGAAGGCUUCAUGCUCACCAAUUGGCGGAUGAAGGCCUCUAAGAUCGCCUACAGAGAGAUGCUCGAGGACCUUGUUCGCUUGAUCGACCGCGGCCAUUUGGUCGAGCAUGAAAAUGCCACCAUCGUCGAUCUCCACAACGAUCAGGCCGAGAGUAUCGUCCGUGAAACUGUCAAGGAAAGUAUGAGCGGCCGGUCCGGGAAAAAGUUUCUCUUUCGGUUCAUCUGA